Symbiodinium sp. CCMP2592 is the source of this 963-nucleotide messenger RNA. NCBI's taxonomy places the organism in Eukaryota, Dinophyceae, Suessiales, Symbiodiniaceae. The record is from the annotation of a GenBank genome assembly.
AUGGAUAUCGUACCUUUCGUUGCCGCAACGGGCGAUAGUGACGGUCAGAGAACAGAGGCGGCGGCUAACCAGUAUUUCCUCCAACUUCUCCAAGAGAAUAACCAGGUGAAUAUUUUCUUGAACGAUCCCAGUAUCCAACAGGCAUUGGAGCUUAGAGCUGAGAGGCGACAUCAAUUCGUCCUCGACAACAUCUAUGCUGAGGCCAACAGCUACAUUGCCCACUUGGAAGCCACCGCCGAUGCAAACCACCGUCAACAGCUUGCUUUCGUGAGAGAGUCCACCAUGGUUCUGGCACAGCUGACACGCACACAACAGGAGUGUCGUGACGAGAGGUCAAUGGCAAUGCGGUUUGACACACAUCGCUCCGAGCUGGAAGCAGCAGCACACGCGCUCACGGCAGGACACAGACAGCAUGAGUACCAUCUCGCUGAGCUGCGCACAUCCUUCGGUGAAAAUCGUAAUGAACUCAUAGAAUACUUGGGUUUCGAGUUUGAAGAAAAGCUUCAGUGGGAGGAAAACGAAUGUCAGUUUCGACUUACCUCUGAGGAGCAGCAGUAUGACAGCUUGGUUGACGAUCUUCAGGAUCGCAACGCGGAGCUCAUAGCUGAGUUGUUCGCCGAGAUUGCCGCGGUCAAUGAUGCCGCACGGCGUAUCCUCACCUUCGACGGCGAAGUCCGCGUGAAUUCCACCAAUGCUGAAGGGAUUGCCGCUGAGCUGGCCCAAAUCAUUUAUGAUAGCCGCCGCAGUGCCGAAGGCCAGACUCGCGAGACUGAACGCUUGGCCGAGCAAAACCGUCAAGCUGCAGCUCGCAAUCGCCCCUCCCAGACGGGACGCGGUCGAGCGGCUGAGCCCGUGUAUCGCGGGUAUACUCAGGCCCAAUGGGACGAGUACUACCGCCAGCAGCGUCGCGGCCAGUACACGCAAGCCGAGUGGGAUGCAUGGAACCGCACCCAUGGGCGCUAA